This is a messenger RNA of Ostrinia nubilalis (European corn borer), 1181 nucleotides long. Its product is annotated as trypsin-1-like. Gene Ontology annotation, biological process: proteolysis. Gene Ontology annotation, molecular function: serine-type endopeptidase activity. Lineage: Eukaryota; Metazoa; Arthropoda; Insecta; Lepidoptera; Crambidae. The transcript has 8 exons. The record is from RefSeq and is a predicted model, not a curated record. Bases 169 to 1176 code for a protein of 335 amino acids.
GGCCGCGGCCGACACACGACCGCCUGCCUGCGGGCGACUCGUUUGCGAAAUAAUGCCACUGUCUACCCGUCGCCGAAAUAGCCAGUGAACGCGGCGAGCGCGGAGAUGCCGCGCAAGUAAACAGUGCUGCAGUACCCACAGCAUCGCGCCCGAACCAGGAGCCCCACAAUGUGCCUAUGGAUAGUGCCUAUAAUCACCGUGGUCCUUUUCAAUUCGGCUGACACCAGGGAAAUAAGCUCACCGGACGGCGCUACCCUCGAUAACCAUGUGUCAUCGGGCAACAGAUCACAGCGGUUCCUAUUCGACGCAAUCUUCGGUUUGGAGGUGCCCAUACUAGAGGAGCAGAGCAUAGAAGACGACGACGAUGACCCUCAAGUUCAGAAAUGCUCUUGUGAGUGCGGCAGAGCAAAUCCACUGCCUAGGAAGAUGGAGUGUGGCGGGUCGAACCAGGAGAAUCGGAUCGUGGGCGGCAUGCCAGCGGGCGCCAACCGGUACCCGUGGAUGGCGAGGAUCGUGUAUGACGGCCAGUUCCACUGCGGCGCGUCGCUGCUCACCAAGGAGUACGUGCUCACGGCAGCUCAUUGUGUCAGGAAGCUGAAACGCUCUAAGAUCCGCGUAAUCCUCGGCGAUCACGACCAAACCAUCACUACGGAGAGCGCGGCCAUCAUGCGUGCCGUCACCGCCAUCGUCCGUCACCGCAGCUUUGACGCGGACUCGUACAACAACGAUAUAGCGCUGCUCAAGCUGCGCAAGCCCGUCAACUUCUCAAAGAUCAUCAAGCCUGUCUGCUUGCCGCCAGCUAAUGUGGAACCGUCUGGCAAGGAGGGCAUAGUGGUCGGGUGGGGUCGGACGUCGGAGGGCGGCCAGCUGCCGGCCAUCGUGCAGGAGGUGAAGGUGCCUAUCCUCUCGCUCACCCAGUGCCGCGCCAUGAAGUAUCGGGCUUCAAGGAUCACUAACAACAUGCUAUGUGCGGGUCGCGCCUCGACGGAUUCGUGCCAAGGCGACAGCGGUGGCCCACUGCUCAUACAAACUGGUGACAAAUUCCAAAUUGUUGGCAUAGUAUCAUGGGGGGUCGGCUGCGGUCGGCCAGGCUACCCCGGGGUCUACACACGAAUCACCCGCUACUUACCGUGGCUGCGCGCAAACCUGCGCGACUCAUGUCUUUGUGCCAACUGACGAUC